AUGACACCAAAGGAUACAGUCGACACUUAUAAAGGGACAGACGUCCUUAACACUCAACAGCAUCUCCAGACACGUUUAAAGACGUCCAAGAGCUUUACUACCUGGAAUGAAUCCACUGCCUCCUCCACCUCCUCCUCCUCUACCCCCUCUUCACCUGAAAGACACAGGAAACGUCAACGCACCUCGUCAGUCCUCAGUGAGUGUGAGGUCUCUCCUAAGAAGACCAAGAAAAAACGUCUACGCUGGUCUACCAUCACUAUCCACGAGUUUGGCGUUGGAUUGGGCGGCAGCUCAGUACCCGGCAAGGGCGGUCCCUCCAUUGGUCUGAGCGACAAGCCCGAGUUUACGUGGACUACUAAAGUAGGGCAAAUGGCAGAGUGCGUUGAGGGCGUACACCGCUUCACACCCGAUGAGCGUGUGCAGUUACUGCAAACCGCCGGCGUGAGCGAGGGCAUGAUCCUGCGGUUCUCGCGGGAAACGAACAUCAUCAAUCGCUCGCGUCGGAGGACACUCAUCGAGGACUUUGCCGAGCGGAAAGAAGCCAAGAAGCAUCAGCGACACCUGCAGAUGAAAUCGUCUCGCUCCGUACUCGAGCGUCCGUGUUCCUCUUCUUUCCUCAAUCGCCCACAUAUGAUCCCGGUCAACUACGUGUAA
Molecule: messenger RNA, 654 nt
Organism: Peronospora farinosa
Lineage: Eukaryota; Oomycota; Peronosporomycetes; Peronosporales; Peronosporaceae
Source: the annotation of a GenBank genome assembly